This is a messenger RNA of Papaver somniferum (opium poppy), 1136 nucleotides long. RefSeq lists its product as uncharacterized. NCBI's taxonomy places the organism in Eukaryota, Viridiplantae, Streptophyta, Magnoliopsida, Ranunculales, Papaveraceae. Bases 125 to 796 code for a protein of 223 amino acids. The transcript has a single exon. The record is from RefSeq and is a predicted model, not a curated record.
GGGUUCCUUUCUUACAGCUUCUUUCUUCUAACCCUGCUUAACGCAGGGUAGGGGAUUUUUCAAAACAUACACAAAACUGCAUAAAAUCUCUAUCUCUGUGUCUCUCUAGAUCUCGCAUCCGUUAAUGGAAAAAGAAGCUGUCAAUACCGCCAUCAUCACCACCACCAACGUAAUAACCAGCAACGAAAAGAACAACAACAACAACAUUGACAACAAUAAAAAUGGGAAACAAAAAAAGCGUAGCAGGUUUCAAAUGCUUAAGGUAGCUUUGUUUAUGCUACGUGGUCAGUCCAACAAGAAAUCGAAACCAGUACAUGUCGACGUUGCUUCUAAGGGAUUAUGGAAGAAACUCGUGGGUGCAAUGCGCCCAUUGCAUCACCAAGGCCUUUCGAAUCAAAACUCUCCACCACCAUUGAUAACUGGUAGUAAUGAUGACGCUACCAUUCUCCCUAAUGUGGAGAAUGAUAACUCACCACCACAUGAUGGAGUUUUUUCACCACCAAUGUUAUCACCUCAGGUAUAUCACUCAGACACACCAUCCUCAUCUAGCUCCGUUGCUGAUAGCAUGAGCCGUUACGCUUCGGCUCAAGAUCUUCAAGAGCUUGAUAAGAAUGGAGAGUCCAAUAAUGAUGACGAUGAGUAUGUUUUCGGUGGGGAUGAGUACAUUGAUGCGAAAGCUGAGGAAUUUAUUGCGCAGUUUUACGAGCAAAUGAGGCUCCAACAAGUAGAUUUGAUGAAUCGUCAUAGAGAGAGGAAGAUGAAAAAGAAGAUGGAAAUGGAAGGAAACGAUCAAUAAAUUAUAUGCAACUACAUAUAAUGAAGAUUUGGUAUAAUUCGUAUAAAAUAAAUUCUUCUUCUUCCUCGUAGAAAAUUCAUACAUGACUUAAUCUAUAAGGGUCCAAUUGGGAGGAAAAUAAGUGAUGGAUGGUUACUAAUAUGUAUCCGUGAAAUAUAUAUUUAUGUACUUUUGUUUUUCAGUUCUUUUUGUAGUUUUUGUAUGUUGAGUUUAAGUUGAUGAAGGAAAUGCAGUUCAUGAGGGGGGUUUUAAAUCAAACAGACAGAGAGAAUAUAUGGUAACUGGUGAGACUGUUUUGUGGUGAAUUGAAAAUAACAUAAAAGAAGGUAAUUAAGCAUCA